Monodelphis domestica (gray short-tailed opossum) is the source of this 7705-nucleotide messenger RNA. It is a transcript of the gene GOLGA4, whose product is annotated as golgin A4. Gene Ontology annotation, molecular function: small GTPase binding. Gene Ontology annotation, biological process: Golgi vesicle transport. NCBI's taxonomy places the organism in Eukaryota, Metazoa, Chordata, Mammalia, Didelphimorphia, Didelphidae. Gene Ontology annotation, cellular component: Golgi apparatus. The record is from RefSeq and is a predicted model, not a curated record.
CCACGUUGGCCGCGCAGGCGCGCUGGGCGCGUCGCUCUCCUGCCGGGCCUCCGUCGUCGCUGUCUCCGCUAUCGCCGCCGCCGCCGCGGCUGUAUGGAUGGGGGCGCGGGGGGCGGGCCGAGGCGAGGUGGGGAGGGCGGGGAGCGGAGCCGGAGCCAGAUCCGGGAGCAACAGCAGCCGCGGCCCGGGGCUGAAGGGGACGAAGCCGCCGCCGGCGCCGCAGUGUCCGUGAGGCCUCCGUGGGGCCCGGUCUAAGGCACCAUGUUCAAGAAGCUGAAGCAGAAGAUCAGCGAGGAGCAGCAGCAGGCGGCGGCCCAGGUCCCUUCUAGUUCACCUGUACCAGCAGGGACCAGGAGCCGGACAUCUUCUCUUGCAGAGCAAUCUGAUGAUGGUACACCCAACAGAGAGCUUCUAGCUGGGAUUUUAGCAGAGCCUGCUUUUCUCUCUGAGUAUACUAUCUUUGCUUUGGAUUCCUCCAAACAACCCAAACCACAGAUUGACUGUGUGACUGCAUCCAGCUGCACAACUCCAAAAUCAGUCGAUGGCAUUAAUGGAAAUGAAACAGCUUCUCAGUCAGGUGAUAUGCAGUCUUUUGCACAGAAGCUCCAGCUCCGGGUUCCAUCGAUGGAGUCUUUAUUUCGCAGUCCAAUAAAGGAAACCCUGUUCCGUUCUUCUUCAAAAGAAUCUCUGGUACGAAGUUCUUCGAGAGAAUCACUGAAUCGACUUGAUUUUGACUCUUCUACAUUUGAUCCCCCAUCUGAUGUUGAAAGUGAGGCUGAGGAGGCCUUGGGAAAUACAGACAGUCUCAGUAAAGAGCAGCUCUUUCAGCGACUGCGUAGGAUGGAGCGAGGCUUAAACAGUUACCGAGGAAAAUAUUCAGAGCUUGUUACUGCCUAUCAAUCUGUCCAGAGAGAAAAGAAGAAGCUACAGGGUCUUUUGAGCCAGAGUCAAGAUAAAGCUCUUAGGAGAAUUGGAGAAUUAAGAGAGGAGCUCCAAAUGGACCAACAGGCCAAGAAACAUCUGCAAGAAGAGUUCGAUGCAUCACUAGAGGAGAAGGACCAAUACAUCAGUGUUCUGCAGACUCAGGUUUCACUAUUGAAGCACCGAUUGCAAAGUGGCCAGAUGACUGUGGAGUUAUUGAAACCAGCCUUACAAGAGGAGAAGCAGCAGCAGCCUGAGAGCCUCCCCAAAGAAGCCAAUGAAGAGAAUGUGCAGAAUGACUUGGACCAUGGAGUGUCAGCAGAGGGAGAUGGAGAUGCUGCCAAAACAUUAGAGACUCUUCAGCAGAGGGUGAAGAGACAGGAGAACCUCCUUCAGCGGUGUAAAGAAAUCAUUAAGUCCCACAAGGAGCGAGCAACCCUCCUAACCAACGAGAAGGAAGCCCUUCAGGAGCAGCUUGAUGAAAGGCUGCAGGAGCUGGAGAAAAUGAAGGAACUUCACAUGGCCGAGAAAACAAAAUUGAUUACCCAGUUGCGGGAUGCGAAGAACCUGAUAGAACAGCUUGAACAGGAUAAGGGAAUGGUGAUAGCAGAGACCAAGCGUCAAAUGCACGAAACACUGGAAAUGAAAGAGGAAGAGAUUGCUCAGCUUCGGGGUCGAAUCAAGCAGAUGACUACCCAGGGAGAGGAGCUCCGAGAACAGAAAGAGAAGUGUGAAAAAGCCGCUUUUGAGGAACUCGAAAAAGCUUUGAGCACAGCACAAAAAACUGAAGAAGCCCGGAAAAAAAUGAAAGCAGAAAUGGAUGAACAGAUAAAAGCAAUUGAAAAAACAAGUGAGGAAGAACGCAUAAAUCUGCAACAGGAGCUAAGCCGGGUUAAACAAGAAGUUGUAGACAUUCUGAAGAAAACAUCUGAAGAGAAGAUUGCUCAUCUACAGAAGAUGUAUGCUGACGAACUUGUGAACAAGGAGAAGGAGCUCAAUGAGAAACUUCAGGCUCGAGAAGAAGAAUUCCAGAAGCGGUUGAAAGCAGCUCUUGAAAAUAACCAAACAGAAUAUUUGAAGACCACUCAAGAAAAAGAGCAGCAAGAAUCCUUAGCUCUCGAAGAAUUAGAAUUGCAGAAAAAAGCUUUACUCUUAGAAAGUGAGAACAAGCUUCAGGACCUACAGCAAGAAGCAGAGACCUAUAGAACUAGAAUUCUGGAGUUGGAAAGCUCCUUGGAAAAAUGCUCUCAAGACAGCAAGAAUCAAGCAGAAGAGGUAGCCUUUCAAAUGGAAUCGGAGAAAAGCAAGCACAGGGCAGAAAUCACAGUCAUGGUGGAAAACCAUAAAGCAGAAUUAGAAAGUUUGCAGAAACAACAGGAGCAGCUUUGGACAGAGAAAAUGCAAGGCUUAGUGCAGCGUCACCAGACUGAAAUCGAGAAAUUGAGGGAGAAAUAUGAACAAGAACAAGAGUCACUAUUAAAAGAGAAGGAGACUGUUUUCCGGGGACACAUAGAAGAGAUGAAUGAAAAGACAUUAGAAAAGCUUGAUGUGAAGCAAACAGAAUUAGAAGCAUUAUCUCUGGAGUUGGCAGAAGGAUUAAAAGUUCGCCAGAAUCUGGAAAAAGAGCUUUCUGUCUUAAAGAAUGAAACAGAUCUAAUAAAACAGGAGUUUGAGAAAAAAUUAGAUGAACAGAGAAUUCAGCAUCAGCAGCAAGUUGACAGCAUGAUCAAAGAGCAAAAAAUAUCUGUCCAGAAUAUUGAGAAAAUAAUGAAAGAGGAAAUCAAUGAACUGGGGCUUCUUUUAAAGGAAAAGGAGCGACACUUGGAAGAACAGCAAGCACAACAGCAAAAACUAGAGGAAUCCAUUAAAAAGGCUGAAACUGAACUUAAACAGGCAUCUGAUAAGAUGGAUAUUUUUCAGUCACACCAAAAUAACUCCAAUGAGCAGGUUAAAGCUUAUGAAAGGCAGCUGAUGGAAUUGCAACAAAAAUGGACUGAAAUGAAAGUAGAGAAAGAACGUCUUGAACAACAUGUCUUAGAGACUGAUGCGCAUGAGUGUCAGCUCAAUGCUCAAUUGGAUUCUUCCAAAACUCAGGUGCAAGACUUAAGGCUGCAGCUAGAGAAACACAGUCAUGAAAUGGAUCAAAAACUAGUGUCUCUAACUGAUCGAUAUGAGUCUCAACUAAGAGAUCUGAGCACAGAACACGAACAGACGAAGCAUAAUUUGGCUGAAAGGGAAAAUGAAAUUUUACACAUGAAAGAACUACAGACCCAGGAAGUGGACAAUUUCAGGCAGAGAUUGUUAGCCAAAGAAGAAAGCCUGAAGACUGUAGAAAAAGAGUACCAAAGCAAAUUAAAGAAUCAAGAAAUCAAGAUGGAAAAAAUUAAGCAGAAAGCCAAGGAAGUGCAAGAAACCUGCAAGAAGAAACUGGCUGAUCAGGAAGCUAAGCUGAAAAAGGAACUUGAAAACACACAGAUAGAGUUCAGCCAGAAGGAAAAACAGUUUCAUGAAAAAAUGUUGGAGAUGGCCCAGGCCAGUUCUUCUGGAAUGAAUGAUGCAAUUUCAGAACUGAAGAAGAACCAAGAGGAGCAAGUGGAAAAUCUUUUAGCUGCACAUCAGCGGGAACUGAAUGAAACAGUGUCAAAUUGGGAAAAGAAAGUCAGUGAGCAGGCAGAAGAGCUUCAAGAGAAGCAUGAGAGAGAGCUUCAGGAGAAGGAGCAAGAAGUGGCUGAACUCAAGCAAGAACUUCUGGCUGUCCAGGCUGACAAAGAGCUGGCCAGUAGAGAAGCCACCUUUCUGAAGGAAGAAGGCGUGAAGCAGGGGGUACUGGUGGUUGAGUUACAGGAGCAGCUAAAGCAGAAAUCUGCUGAGAUAAAGACACUGACCCAAAACGGAACUGACAUGAAGGGCCGGCUUGAAACACUGCAGGCUGAUUUGAGUCAGUCUGAAAAAGAGAGAGCAUCUCUUCAUGAACAGCUCCUUGAGUUGAAGACACUGGAAGAAAAUGAUAAGCUUAAGUUUUUGGAAGUGACUGAGAAGCUGAAAGCCACUGAAGAGCAACUCCAGGCUUUAAAAUCUACAUGUGAAGGAUAUGAGAAGGAAAUCGAGGCCAAACACUUGCACUUUGAGAAAUUGUCAGAAAAACUAGCAGCAGAACUCUGCAUGUACUGCCAGGAAGCUGAAGUCUUACUACAAACUAAAACUAGUGAACUGAUUGAGAAGAGCAGCAGUAAGAUCAAUGCUGCUCUUUCGAGAAUUUCUUAUUGCCAACUUCAGACAGCAAAGGUGAAAGAGGUGAUGCUAAUCCAAACCCUUAAAAUCCCUGAAUUAGAAGCAAAGCUCAGACAUGUGACAGAACAACAGGAUGUAUUAAGUAGUUCUUUACAACAAUCAGUUCAUCAGUUAGAAGAAAAAGAAAAUCAGAUCAAGAGCAUGAGAGCUGACAUUGAAGGCCUUGUAACAGAAAAGGAAGCCUUACAGAAAGAAGGAGGACAUCAGCAGCAGGCAGCCUCUGAAAAGGAAUCUUGUAUCACUCAGCUAAAGAAAGAACUGGCUGAAAACAUGAAUGCUGUCACCCUGAUGAAAGAGGAGCUUCAAGAAAAGAAAGUGGAAAUUGGCAACCUCCAUAAGCUUGUGAGCGACCUGAACACUCAACUUCAGAACAGCAUUAGCUUCACAGAAAAAGAAGAAGCUGUGUCUUUGAUAAAUAAGCGGCACAAAGAUGCCCAACUAGAACUGCUCAAUCAAAUCCAAGCUUUAUCCUCGACAGUUGACACUUUGAACAAGGAGAAAGCCUCAGCUCUUGAACAAGUGGAUCACUGGAUGAAUAAAUUCUCAGAUUGGAAAAAGAAAGCUCAGUCAAAGUUUACACAGAAUAAUAAUGCUAUUAGAGACUUGCAGAUGCAAUUAGAAUUAAAAACAAGGGAUGUUAGUGAAAAAGAUGAACAGAUAAAUUCAUUAAGAGAGAACCUUGAUCAGGAAAAAAAAAGUGUUGAAAGUUGGAAGAAUGAAUUGGAAGAAAGUGAGAGUAAGAAGGAGAAACGCGAGGGUGAUUUACUAGCUGAGUUAAAUGUCCAGUCAGCAAGAAUUGCAGAGUUAGAGGAACACAUUAGCCAGAAAAUGACAGAAAAUAUUUGCUUAACUGAGGAACUUAAAAGACACUGUGAAAGUGAAGAGAAGCUUCAGCAUGCCCGAGAACUGGGAGAAGAGCAGGUGCUGCAGCUUCAGAAGCAGGUGGAUUCCAUGAAAUCUGAGCUUGAGGCUCAGCAGAGGGAGAUGGAGCUUGCCAUCACUUCCAGUGGGAAGAGCAAAGAGGAUGAGUUAAAGGUGCUGCAGGAACGACUGGAGGCAGAAAAUGCUGCCAGGUUGGCAGAACUGAAGAAGAAGGCAGAGCAAAAGAUGGCCGCCAUCAGGAAGCAGCUGCUGUCCCAGAUGGAAGAAAAGGAAGAACAACGAAGAGAUGCAGAAAACCAGCUGAGGGAGAUGACCCAACAACUGCAGGAGAGAGAACGUGAGGUUCAGCGCCUCCAUGAGCAGCUUGGACUCAUGGGUGGAAAGGUAUCCGAGCAAGCAGGAGAGGCUAUGACUCUAGUGGCCUCCUCCAGAGAGCCCUCUGUGCAUCCAGCAGAGGGGGAGAAUGACACUGAGAAAACGUGUCAGGCCAAGGCACAGGGGCUUCGGACAGAGUCAGAGCUGGAGGAGAAAGUGGUGGUCAGUCAUCUUCAAAAUGAACUUGAGGAAAAAAGCAGAAGUUGUCACUCCCUCAUCGCUGAGGAGCAUGGUCUGGGUAAAAAUGAUGGCACUGGGCAGCAGCAAGACUUGGAGAAUGUCACUGGAAUGGUGGAUGAGGCCCAAAUGGGCCAGGCUUUGGAGGAAGAGGUAAAGACAUCAGACGCCUCCUUGGCAAGCAAGUUGCAAGAACCCAGAGUUGGAGUGGAGCUGCAAACAUCCAGUCACAAACAAUUAAAGGCUUCUCAGAAGCUGGAGGAGAGAGGGGAGCCUAUGGAAGUUGUAGGGGAAGGAGGUGAAGGGAGCAUGGAGGUCUCCAUGACCCAGAUCCAGCCACUCCCUGGCUUGCAGAGCCAGCAGGAUGGCCUCAAGUCUGAGCUAGAGGAGGCUGAGCGUGAUAGACAGAGGCUGCGAAAGGAGAUAAAUCGCUUGCAGAGAGAUCUGCGGACUCUGAGGAAGGAGCAUCAGCAAGAGUUAGAAAUCACCAAGAAAGAGUGUGAAGAAGAGAUGGAAAAGAGAAUAAAAAUGGAGCAGGAAGACAGUGAGCUGAAGCAUAACUCGAAGUUAAAACAACUAAUGAGGGAAUUUAACACCCAGUUGGCUCAGAAGGAACAAGAACUAGAAGCAACAAUCAAGGAAACCAUCAGUAAGGCUCAGGAAGUGGAGGCGGAGCUCUUAGAAAGCCAUCAAGCAGAAACGAGUCAACUGCAUAAAAGAAUUGUGGAUAAAGAGGAAGAUUUAAAAAGAACAGCCAAAAGAUAUGAAGAAAUCCUUGAUGCACGAGAAGAAGAAAUGACUGCGAAGGUGACUGAACUUCAGGCCCAGCUGGAACAGCUACAGAACGAGUGCAAGCAGGGAGGCCACCAGGAAGAGGGGAAUCCGAGCAGUGAGAAAGUAACAAUAAUGGAUCUCCAGACCCAGCUGGCCCAGAAAACCACUCUGGUCAAUGAUUCCAAGUUGAAAGAGCAGGAGUUCAGAGAGCAGAUUCAUACAUUAGAAGACCGUUUAAAGAAGUAUGAGAAAAACAUAUAUGUUACAACAGUGGGGACACCUUACCCAGGGGGGAAUCUGUGCCAUGCUGAUGUCUCUCUAUUUGGAGAGCCAACUGAGUUUGAGUACUUGAGAAAAGUGCUCUUUGAAUAUAUGAUGGGUCGUGAAACGAAGACAAUGGCAAAAGUCAUAACUACAGUCCUGAAGUUUCCUGCUGAUCAGACUCAGAAAAUCUUAGAACGAGAAGAUGCCCGGCCAAUGUUUGCUUCAGCUCGCAGUGGUAUCUUCUGAAUAAGCCAUCAGUCUGUGCUUAGUUAGCAUGUGGUCAUGGCUAAGAUUGUCAUCUUGAAGAAAUUGGGAUGAAGAACAUUCUUUGAUCAUGCUGCUUAAAAAACUGUCCACGUCUCUGUUGUUCUUUGAGAAAAGGCAUGACGGCUGACAAGCUGCUUUUCAGGUCCCUGGGAGAGGCAGCGCAAAGGCAAAGGAUGACACUGGAUCAUGGAUACAGCUGAGCCUUCCUUUGAAGGUGUUCUCUGUAGGGGUGACCUGGGACUGCUGGCUCUUUCUCCUCAUUUGGGGGAAUAGGACAUGAUGAAUGAGUGAAUCCCAUAUAUGAUCUCAGGAGAGAUUCUCUCAUCCCUUUUUCUUUCCUCCCUUUAAGAUUUAAACUUGAGGGUUUGCCUCUUCUAUUUAUUUAUUUUAGGGUGAUUUUUUUGGGGAGGGGGGGUUUGUCUCUGGUUUAGUUUACUUGUGCAAUACAUUUGGAGGUGGAAUUUCAUAGAUUUUUUUUUCCUGAUGAAUUAGAUCGAUUUAACUAUGUUAUCCAGAUUAGAUUUGUUGAUUUUUUUGCUAAAGACUAGUUCUUUAAGCUUUUGCUUCUGAUAAUUCAAAUGGCAGUACCUCAUUUGUUUACUUUGCUUUUGUACUUAUAUUUUCCAGGAAAAAAAUAUUGUAAAUUGUAAAUAGUUAAUACAGAAUUGUAUUAUAUGUUGAUCUGUGACCGUUGGCAAUGUCAAUCUAGGAUGAACAGAGAAAAAAUAAAGUUUUAUUUACUGUAUAAAACUCA